Messenger RNA from Aureobasidium pullulans EXF-150, 1474 nucleotides. RefSeq lists its product as uncharacterized. The transcript is spliced from 2 exons. Bases 113 to 1195 code for a protein of 360 amino acids. NCBI's taxonomy places the organism in Eukaryota, Fungi, Ascomycota, Dothideomycetes, Dothideales, Saccotheciaceae. The record is from RefSeq and is a predicted model, not a curated record.
CAGCUGUCUGAGUUAAUUUGAGUUUGGGACAAAUUGAGCCUUUGUUGACGACUCAUUCAUUGCCUCUAGACCUUUCUCUUCAUUACCCAUCGCAAGAUACUUUUGUCUACCCAUGCUUCAACAGCCAUAUGCAAAGUCCACCAUGACCAGCAUCAAGAAGAACACCAAGUCCUUACCGGCGCUCUCGAGAGCUUCUCUGGCUCUCUCAAAAGGGGUAUCCUCCUUACCUCCAGAAUUACGACUUAUCAUCUGGACCGAUCUUGCCUUGCAGAUGACAUCCGAAGAAGCAGACGCCUUGAGGGGUCAUAUCACAUUCUCUUAUGUCACAGACAUCCACAAAUUCCUUGCUGAAGCCCACCCUAUACUCACGACAAGGUAUCGCGACGAGUACCUAGAAAACCUUUUCAGAGUCACGAGGUUCACCCCAGAGCUCUCGGAAUGGUGCCUCUCCUUGAGGGAGGUACUCAUGCGUGCGAACCGCCACGCAAGCCCCAGAUCAAAAGAGGAAGCUCGGUGUAUGGUAGCGGAGAAAUGCAUGAUUUACAACGAAGGCCUGACAAGAUGGAUUAAUCUCGCAAGUGUCCAUAGCGUCACAAGUGCUAUCGCACCCAUCAGUAUCAGACUGUGCAUGCCCUCAGGGACAGGGACUGCUCCAUGGAUGGCGUCACCGAGGGAUUACAAGCUUCUCAUCGAAGGUUGUCUCCGCACGCUCUUCAGAUUGGCCAAAUAUCUACCAGAAGGCAAGGUCUCUUUAGAGCUGGUCUUCAACGAUUACGAGAUGCGGUGGCGCACGGAGCACCAUAUAAUCGAACUGCCUAUUACGAUUGGAAGACAUCGCAGAAAUCGCGAGACCAGCUCGGCUUCGUUGAAAGAACACCUCGAAAUCUUCAACAAAGAACACCACUCCGUGAAGAUAAAUGUCACACAGUGGCUCAGCUGGCAUGCGGCCGUCGUCCUCUUUGUCGAAGAGAUCUUGGAGUACUCUGAGAGCCUAUCCAGUCCUCCUCUGACCAAUGCCAGUACAUCCGACAUCUCUGCUCUGUUUUCAGUAUCAGGCUCAGCGACUGUUCCCAUACCGAUGAUCUCCAUGUCAGCAAAUUGGGCUUUCCUCGAAAUGACACAUCGAUGCUUGACCGGCUUUGUCGCCAUCGCCUGUUGCUUAUUGUUCUUUUUCGGCGACAGGUUUUCAAUAUGACGGAAUUGCUGCCUUGCUUGAUGCUACACGUAUAAUCCCAUAGCCAUAAUAUAUAUCACGUUGUGAAUCUUGGAUGAUGCGAAUGUUGCUCGGGGCUGUCGAAGAUGGUCUCGACUUUCGCACGGUCCUGCUGUCUUGUGACGCGUCUUCUCCCCAACCACGAUCUAGAGCAACCUUUGAUUCUUACAAAAUCAAGACAUCUUUCAUACAAGCUCCCUAGUUGCCGCCAUAAGCCAAAAGACCGACUCCAUUCAGAUUUCUCGAGCUACCAUUGGAAAU